Molecule: messenger RNA, 3538 nt
Organism: Nomia melanderi (Alkali bee)
Lineage: Eukaryota; Metazoa; Arthropoda; Insecta; Hymenoptera; Halictidae
Gene: rha
Product: rha
Biological process (GO): interkinetic nuclear migration; positive regulation of centriole elongation
Cellular component (GO): centrosome
Source: RefSeq, a predicted model, not a curated record
CCCUUUUCCACGACCGCUAACAAUAUACUCGCGCACGGUUCCGAACGAUUUUUCCAUUGAUAAAAACAAUUCGUGUUUAUCUGGAUCGGAUGUAUGUCGUCUUUUAAUACGGUUCUUUUCUUUUUUUUCUUUCUUUUUUUAAUGAAAGAAACUCGUGCGGUACAGUCGGUCAAUGUACGCCCGUUGCGGACCGAUCGAGAUGAAGAGAUAAUCUUUUUGAGAGAUGUUUUGAUAUUGUUACCAAGCGAUUACUCUUGGCUAAUUAUCUGUUUAUCUGUAUCUAUCCGAUGACAAGAAUCAUGGCGUUGAUUUUGAAUUUUCGAAUUGAAUGAAAGGUGAAACUUAAUGGAAAGUUAACGAUGCCAGUUGUUUUUUGAGAAUUAUUGCGCUUGUCGGGAUUUUAUGUCUCAAAUGGGAUUAGGCGUUUGAUUGAACGGUCGGAUUAUUGGGAGAAUGUGUUGUGGCGGAAAAUGUCCGCGUUUCCAUGGAGACCGAUUUGAAUUUUAGCGAUUUCUUUGAUGUAACUUACAUAUUUCCAGAGGAUAUUUUGAUUAUUUUUGGGUAUGAUAUUGCAGUAACAUGGAAGAGUUAACGAGUUCUGAUGUACGAAUCGUAUUGAACAUAAAAGAAGGUAAAGGUUUUGAACAAAUUUUAUUACCAACAUCGAUAACUGCAACUUUAAAUGGGCAUUUGUUAGAGACUGAAGCAAUUGAUCCCAGUCCUAAUCCUCAGUAUGAUCACGACUUGGUUUGGGAAGUCGAUAAAAAUAGAUUAAGGAAGAUGAGAUCUGGACAAGUUCCCUUAAAAUUAGAAUGUUUCAUUGUUAAAAGCAAUGAUAGUAAAGAGAAAUUGGGAUAUCUUCUGCUUAGUCUAAGAUCUGCACAGGUAUUUUCUAAAAAUGAGGACAUUAGUGUAAAAACUAGUUGGCAUAAACUGUUAGGAUUGAAAAGUAAUCUGAAAAUGCAUAAACCUGAACUGCUUCUUGGUUUAAGCAUUCAUGAUCAAGAAUCUGGAACAUUAAAUUGUCAUGUAGAGUCAAAAAAUUCAAAAGAAUUUGUUCAAAUACAGUUGCAAGAUGAUAAAGUAACUCCAGUUUUACUGCGUGAUGAACGUCUUAUACAGUUGGGUCCCAUAGAUACUUGUCAUGAACUAUUCUUGAUGAAUAUUACUGCCAUAUCUGCAGCAAAUGUAGAUUCGUUAUUACCAGCAAAAUACUAUUCUGACCUGAAAAAUAAUUUAUAUUUUUGGUGUAAAAUACUAGAAAACAAUAUAUACUUCAAUCAAUCUAAAAAGGAGUAUGGUGACUUUUGGACACUUAAUGAAAAAAUUGUAAUAAGGAUUAGGAGUUCAUUGAAACUUUUGAAAUCAUAUUUACAAGUGAAACCAUUUUUGAUUGUAUAUUUGAAAUAUAAAGAUAAUGUAAUAGCUGAAUCAAACAUUAAUUUGCAAUCAUUAGUUACUGCUGAUAAUAUUGAGGAGUUUCUCAGAGCUUCAGAGAACAAUAGUAGCAUUUUAAAUUACCGUUGUCACCUAUAUAAAAAGGAUUCUACUGAGAAUGGUGAAGUAGAAUGUAAUAACUCGUACCUUGAUGUACAAUUAAAAUUACAAUAUAUAGGAGGUAAAACAGAAAUAAUAAUGAAUAUACCGAAUACAAUGUCCAAUGAUAUAAUCCCCCUUAAUCCUUCUAAAGAACAAAUGAAUGAUUGGAAACAGGUAAAUUAUAGUGAAGUAGAUUGUCAUAGGAAUCCUGCUGGUGACUUUGGAAAAUACACUACUGGACUUCAAACAUUCAAUUUCUCAAAUGGAUAUAAUAUGCUCAACAAGCAGUCCUUGAGUUAUGAACACAUAAGGAAUCAACCAAUUAAACCUAUAUAUUCACAAUCGCUUGACAAGUUUCCAUGUCAAUGUAGUCUUAAUAGUUGUUCCAAAAAUGUAGAAACAUAUCAUUGUUAUUGUUUAAAUAUUUUAUUGCUAACAAUCAAAUCAAUGUCAUCAAAAUUGACUGUGCCAAACAUUGAAAUUCGGUUCCAUCAUCCAAAGGCAGACAUUACAUCAAUCUUUUAUCCAAAAAUACCACUUGUAUUAGGAGAAAAAACAAAGUUACAUGAUGUAGGAUGUAAAUUACAUUUUAUAUCAGCAACAGAUGAAAUUAAACAUUUAUUGUUGUCUUUCCCACCGAAAAUUAGUAUAUAUAAAAUACAGGAAACUUCUAAAACUUGUAUAUCUCAAUGCAUAGUCGACGUAAAACAAUUGUUUCAUCAAACGAAGUCUGAAUGCCAAUGCGACGCUCCAUUAUACGACAUGGAUCAGAACGUUAUUGGCCACUUAGAUAUUAUGAUGAAUUUAGAGGAUCAUGGUCCAUACUAUAGAAUGAAAAAGCAAACAUCUAGUGAGAAUUUAGGACCUCCAAUUUUAGAUGAUAGUUUAGCAUAUAAAAUAGUUGACGAGUUGGAAACAUGGAAAGAACGGCAAAAAGAAAUAUUUAAAGUUGAGUUAAAAAGGAAGGAAGAUCGUCAUUUAAAUUUAUUAAGUGAAGAAUGGCAAAAGCAUAGAGAAAGUUUAGAAGCAAAGCUUGCAUGUAGUGUCGAACAAUGUAAGAUGUUAGCAAAUAGUUUAAAUAACGCUACCGAGGAUUUGAGAACACGGAGGCUAAAAAGCCUUGAAAAGGAAACGCGAUUAAUUAAAGCAAAUGAAGAACUACAUUGGACAUACGAGACAAAAUUACGUGAGCUCAGAGAAUCAUAUCACACGAUGCAAGAAGAACAUAUGUCAAAGAUUAAUGCGCUCGAGCAUAGGAAAACUAUCUUAGAAACACAAGUUGAACAAUUAAGUACAGAAAAUGAAAAGUUACAGUUGCUUGUAAAAAAGCAGGGGGAAGAAUUAGAAACGUAUCAGAAAGGGUCUUUAACUCAAGAUCAAACAGCAACAUUGCUGCAAGAGUUAAAAACGCUAGAAGAAAAAUUACAAAUGGCGCAAGAAAGUAAAUUAUUCUUUAAAGAAAAGUGGGCGACAGCAGCUCGUGAAAUGCAUAGAAUGAAAAACGAAUUUCAGCAAGCUAUGAAAACUCAAAUAAAAAAUAGUAAAGAGGAAUUAAAGAAUAUAGACUUAGAAGAGGUGCUGUGUGUGGAUUCUACUGCUUUAACCGAUGAUCAAACAUUGUUGAAUAAAAUUCAAAAGGAAAUUGACGUGAUCAAACAGAAACCUACUUUCUUUGAGAAAGAUCCUUAUUGUCAGGUUUUCACACCAACUGUCAGUUCAAAAAUACAACAAAAUAACAGUAAACAUUUCUUUAAAAAAUCAGAGGAAUGUGACGAACGAUUACAAGCACUGUUGGAAGAACGCGAGUCUCUUUUAAAAACUGGUAGUUACUCGAAUGAAGAUACGAUUAUUAAGAAAUUAAACAAUGAAAUAAGAUCUCUAAUGAUGAAAUAAUACGAGCUACCCAUAUUAACAAUAAUAAAAACCCAUCAGUCUGUAAAUUAUUGUUUUAUAUAUUUUUUAUAAAAAUGAUUUAUAAAGUAAACUAACAUAACAUUAC